Molecule: messenger RNA, 2911 nt
Organism: Prionailurus viverrinus (fishing cat)
Lineage: Eukaryota; Metazoa; Chordata; Mammalia; Carnivora; Felidae
Gene: MMP17
Product: matrix metallopeptidase 17
Exons: 10
Coding region: 613-2310 (565 amino acids)
Biological process (GO): collagen catabolic process; extracellular matrix organization; proteolysis
Cellular component (GO): extracellular matrix
Molecular function (GO): zinc ion binding; metalloendopeptidase activity
Source: RefSeq, a predicted model, not a curated record
CCGGAGCAAGCCGGGCACCAGCUCAUCUCCCUCCAAGGGGCAGAGCGAGGCAGGCGGAGACUGAUGCCAGACCGCGGCUCUGCCACUGGCUUCGCGUGCGACCGAGGGCCCAGUUUCCUCACUGUGAGCGGAGGUGGUGGCCGCACGCUGCCCCAACCCGGGUGCUGAGCGAAGGUACAGAGGGUGGGCGGGGAGCCAGCACCUCCCGGGCACAGCUGGGCUCUGCUGGACUUACCGUCGGUUAUCUGGGUCCUGGGGGUCCUCUAAAGCCACUGCCUGCCAGCCUCCACGUCCCCUGAGCCACGGCACCGUGGCCGAGGUCUCACUGGCUGCGCUCUGCCGCGGCCCCUCUGCAGCCUUUGAGCCUCGGUUUACUCAUCUGUACAGAGGGGCUCAUGCUCUCCGUGCCCCCCCCCCCCGACAAGGCUGGGGGGGGGGAUCCAGUCACAGACGGACCGUGCGGGGGGAAGGGCCCACGGGUCAGCUACCCACCACCGUGGUCCCCGGCACAUGGUGGCCCCGCCAGGCUCCAGGGGGUAGUGUGAGCCCUGGUCAUCGCAGUCUUUAGGCCCCCACUUGGCCCCUAUAAGUGAGGACAACAGCGGCCACGCCAUGGGACCGUGGAGAGGACUACCUGAGACCCUGCACACAGAGUGGCUGAGCAGAUUUGGCUACCUGCCCCCAGCCGGCCCCACAACGGGCCAGCUGCAGACACAGGAGGAGCUGUCCAAGGCCAUCGCCGCCAUGCAGCGGUUCGGGGGCCUGGAGACCACCGGCAUCCUAGACGAGGCCACCCUGGCGCUGAUGAAAACCCCUCGGUGUUCCCUCCCCGACCUCCCAGCUGCGGCCCCGGCCCGAAGGAGGCGCCAGGCUCUGGCUCCCGCCACGUGGAACAGGAGGAGCCUGUCGUGGAGGGUCCGCACGUUCCCGCGGGACUCGCCCCUGGGCCGGGACACCGUGCGCGCCCUCAUGCACUACGCCCUCAAAGUCUGGAGCGACAUCACACCCCUCAACUUCCACGAGGUGGCGGGCAGUGCCGCAGACAUCCAGAUCGACUUCUCCAAGGCCGACCACAACGACGCCUACCCCUUCGACGGCCCGGGCGGCGCGGUGGCCCACGCCUUCCUCCCCGGCGACCAGCUCUCCGCGGGGGAUGCCCACUUCGAUGACGAUGAGUCCUGGGCCUUCCGCUCCCCAGACACCCACGACAUGGACCUGUUCGCGGUGGCCGUCCAUGAGUUUGGCCACGCCGUUGGGCUGAGCCACGUGGCGGCCACGAGCUCCAUCAUGCAGCCGUACUACCAGGGCCCCGUGGGCGACCCUCUACACUACAGGCUCCCCUACGAGGACAGGGUGCGCGUCUGGCAGCUGUACGGCGUGCGGGAGUCCGUGUCCCCCACGGCACAGCCGGACACCCCAGAGCCCGAGGAGCCUCCCCUCCCGCCAGAGCCCCCCAACAACCGGUCCGGCACCCCACCCAGGAAGGACGUGCCUCUCCGCUGCAGCACUGACUUUGACGCGGUGGCCCAGAUCCGCGGCGAGGCCUUUUUCUUCAAAGGCAGGUACUUCUGGCGGCUGACCCGGGACGGGCACCUGGUGUCGCUGCAGCCCGCGCAGAUGCACCGCUUCUGGCGGGGCCUCCCGCUGCACCUGGACGGCGUGGACGCCGUGUUCGAGCGCACCAGCGACCACAAGAUCGUCUUCUUCAAAGGAGACAGAUACUGGGUAUUUAAGGACAAUAACGUAGAGGAAGGAUACCCGCGGCCCGUCUCAGACUUCGGCCUCCCGCCGGGCGGCGUCGACGCUGCCUUCUCCUGGGCCCACAAUGACAAGACUUAUUUCUUUAAGGACCAGCUGUACUGGCGCUUUGAUGAGCACACACGGCGCAUGGACCCCGGCCACCCCGCCCGGAGCCCCCCGUGGAGGGGCAUCCCCAGCACGCUCGACGACGCCAUGCGCUGGUCCGACGGUGCUGCCUACUUCUUCCGUGGCAAGGAGUACUGGAAGGUGGUGGAAGGCGAGCUGGAGGCGGCACCCGGGUACCCGCGGUCCACAGCGCAGGACUGGCUGGUCUGCACAGACCCACAGGCAGACCCGGAGGGCGAGGACGGAGAGGCCGGGGCCCAUGCCCGGCCAGGACAGCGCGGCCAGAGCCGCUCAGAGGACGGCUUCGAGGUCUGCUCCUGCACCUCCCCCGCCUCCCCUCCCCCGGGGGCCUCGGGCCCUCUGCUGGCGGCCACGCUCCUGCUGCCCCUGAUUGCGCUGCGGUCGACGGCCCCCGGCACUCUGACAGCCGCCGGCCUGUGGUGACAGGGCCGAUGGGUCGCAGUGGGCCUCAGGGCAAGGACCAGCACCCCCACCCCUCCAGUGCCCGGACCCACAGUUCCUCAGUGGCCCCGGCCUUGCAGAUCCAGACGCACUGCCGGCCCUGAGCAGCGGCCUGGCCGUGCCCCUGCGGACUGGCAGGAGGCCAGCAGAGGGCGCCGCCCCCCGGGCAGCUCAGCAGCAGAAGAGCAGAAAAGCAACCUACCACCUGUCCUUCCUUUUCUGCCACGAAGUGGCCUGACUGCCAUCUGUGAGUUGGGGACACUCUGUCAAGGCCGGGCUGGGGACAGGAAGCGUCCCUGCAGCGAGCAGGCAGCUGGAUCGCACAGAACUCAGCUGAUGAGCCAGGGGACGCAGGCCUGGGGACGGGAGGGCAUUCGGUGGCCACGCUGCCCCCAGCCCCACCGGCCAGCACCACCAGCCCCGUCUGUCGUCCAUACUGCUGCCCCUGGUGCUCCCGCCCACGGGGGCUUUUGUCCCCAGUCCCUGCGGGCCUGCAGCUGCCUGCACAGGGAAGCAGAGGAGUCCCCCAAGCUGGGGUCUCUUGAUGCAUUUCAAACAAACACGACCUUUCCCUGCUCCGUAA